AUGAGUCCAAGCAGUCUAUCUGGGCGUUUCCUCAUGCUGCUAAGUACUGUGGUGGGCCUGGGCGUGGGCUUGGAGUUCACUGGCUCCGAGGGCCAGUGGGCUCGCUACCUGCGCUGGGACGCCAGCUCCAUAAGUGACCUGACAUUUCAGUUCAAGACCUCGGAACCGGAAGGCCUGCUGCUCUACUUCGACGACGGGGGAUACUGCGACUUUCUGCUGCUCACCGUGUCCGAGGGUAGGCUCCAGCUCCACGUGAGCAUCGACUGCGCCGAGACCACCAUCGGCUCGGAGAAGAUGGUCAACGAUAGCCGCUGGCACUUCGCCACCAUCAACAGGCACAAUCUGUGGACUGGCCUGGCCGUGGACGGCCAGACCAAGACAGGAGAGGUGCGGCCCCAGCGACAGUUCAUGAAGAUUGUAAGUGACCUCUUUCUCGGGGGGCUCCCGGGUGACAUUCGCACGUCCGCCAUCACCCUGCCCUCUGUCCGUGAGCUGCCCCCAUUCAAAGGAAUUAUCACCGACCUCAGUUAUGGGAGUAAGCUGCCCACUCUAAUCGAGAGUCAGAAAGUACGGCUGGAGAUGAUGGGCCUUUGCACGGAGAACCCCUGUGAGAACGGUGGGAUCUGCUCACUGGCAGAUGGAGAAACCUACUGCGACUGCUCUAAAACUGGAUAUGUAGGUCGAUACUGCACUGAAGAUGAGUAA
Messenger RNA from Menidia menidia (Atlantic silverside), 705 nucleotides. The record is from the annotation of a GenBank genome assembly. NCBI's taxonomy places the organism in Eukaryota, Metazoa, Chordata, Actinopteri, Atheriniformes, Atherinopsidae.